Molecule: messenger RNA, 1832 nt
Organism: Neurospora tetraspora
Lineage: Eukaryota; Fungi; Ascomycota; Sordariomycetes; Sordariales; Sordariaceae
Exons: 1
Coding region: 181-1692 (503 amino acids)
Biological process (GO): intracellular monoatomic cation homeostasis
Cellular component (GO): mitochondrial inner membrane
Molecular function (GO): ribosome binding
Source: RefSeq, a predicted model, not a curated record
ACACUGACGUAAUUUACGUACUUGUCGUUCUAAAGAACCAACUCCAAUUGGUAAAAGCGCGGUGCACACUGAAAAAAGAGGACAACUUUUCCUGUCCAUCCUUCUUCUCUCUUCAACACAAACACCAAUACCUGUCACUCAACCGAAUCACCAGGUCAAUUCCAUUCGACGGGGAAUGCAAUGAUAUCCAGGAUACCACUCAGCGCCCGGAGCGCUUGCCGUCAUGCUUACAGCACCCCCUCUCGACUGAGGUCAACAACGGGCCUCCUCUCCUUCGCCCAGUCGCAGCCUUCGAUUUCUCAACAACUCUCUACCAAUGCCCGCCUAUUUUCCUCAACCACACGCAACUCCUUCAAACAGACUUUUCCCCGCCAAAACGAACCCAACCAAAAUGACAUCCUCGAGCAACAAGCUCGAUCCGGUGUCAACCCGCCCUACACCACCCGCCCCCCUCCUCUCAACCUGCCCGAGCGCCAGCCCGACGCAUCCACCUUCUCCCACCUCUUCGCUACCGGCAAGGCCUACCUGACCUUCUACAAGACCGGCCUGCGCCAAGUCUUCACCAACUUCAAGCUCCUCCGCGCCGUCGGCAAGGGCGGCGAGGGCCCCAUCGCCCGCUCCGAGAACCCGGUGACAGACGCCGACUGCAUCGACGGCUACCUCCGCUUCCGGACGCGCGGCUCCCUGCUGCUGUACAAGCGCGUGAAACACGACCUCAACAAGCUGCCCGUUUUCGGCCUGCUGCUGCUCGUGUGCGGCGAGUUCACGCCGUUUGUCGUGCUGGCUGUGCCCACCAUCGUUCCCUACACGUGUCGGAUUCCGAAGCAGGUGGACAAGAUCCUCAAGCGGAUAGAAGAACGGAGAGCGGCGGCGCUGGAUGAGUUGGUCGGGGAGGUGUACGAGGAGGAUGAUUACGACUUGGUUCCCGACGACCAGGUGAAAGUGGACUUGGAAGGUUUGGAAGGUUUCAUCGAAGCCGAGAUUGAGGCUAUCGGGGAACCAAAGAAGGUGGAAGAGAUGACUGAGGAAGAGAAGGAACAAUACGAAAACGAAAUCAGGCAGUGCGAAGAAAUUAUCAAAGAUCAGAGGGAGAAGAAGGCAAAGGCCGGGCAGGAGAUAGACCCCCGCCCGAUCCGCGAGCAAGCCCAGGAGUGGGUAGACCUCGCCCGUGCCGACCGCGAGAAGUACGGGGAUGACCGUGUGGAGGUGGACGUCUUCCCCAUGACAGCCAGCGAAGCCCUCGACCACCUCGACCCCCUCAGCGACGACUGCGAGCAGUUCAACAUGCUGGACGCCCUGGCCCGCUCCUACGCUAUCACGAGCUGGUGGGGUCCCGCCGGAAGGGAACGCGGUGUGCACAAGCACAUGCGCUUCCUGGCUGUGGACACGGAACUGUUGGAGAAGGACGGCGGCGUUGAGGCGCUGGAGGACGAGGAGGUGCAGUUGGCGUGCAUUGACAGGGGUAUCGACGUGCGAGGUCGCAACAUUGAUGAUCUGAGGUAUGCCCUGGAGAAGUGGGUAAUCUUGACUCAUGUGCUGGCCAAAGACCGGGCGGAUUGUCUGAGGAGGAUGGCGGUGUUGGGGACGUGUCCGGAGAUCCUGUGGCCGGGUAUCCCGUGGCCGGAGGAGUCUGAGGAGGUUUUGGGUCGGGAAGGAAGUGUAGAGGAGAAGAGUGUCGAGGAGAAGGAGUAAACUUGAAGAGAAAGAUGGGAAAAUGAUACCCGAGAUAUGGCCUAUUAUCGCACUGGUCUGGUCUGGUGCUUAGGACAUGUUUACAUAGUGUAUAUGUGUGAUGAUAAUGAUAACCGCUGUAUAAAUUACAUACUGCGUCA